AUGCCCCCAACCCGUCACCAAGGCCCCCCCCCCCAUGCCCCAACCCAACACCAAGGAGCUGACCCUCACCCUCAACCAGCCCAACACCAAGGUCCCUUACCCAACACAAAGGCCUUCACCCAUGCCCCUAACCCAACAUCACCAAAGCCCUCACCCAUGCCCCAGCCCAACACCAAGGAGCUGACCCUUACCCUCAACCAGCCCAACACCAAGGUCCCUUACCCAACACAAAGGCCUUCACCCAUGCCCCUAACCCAACAUCACCAAGGCCCUCACCCAUGCCCUCUACCAGCCCUUACCCAUGCCCUUAAGCCAACACCAAGGCAAGAACUUUAG
This is a messenger RNA of Knipowitschia caucasica, 336 nucleotides long. Lineage: Eukaryota; Metazoa; Chordata; Actinopteri; Gobiiformes; Gobiidae. The record is from the annotation of a GenBank genome assembly.